Messenger RNA from Dermacentor silvarum, 780 nucleotides. Its product is annotated as hornerin. Gene Ontology annotation, molecular function: structural constituent of chitin-based larval cuticle. NCBI's taxonomy places the organism in Eukaryota, Metazoa, Arthropoda, Arachnida, Ixodida, Ixodidae. The record is from RefSeq and is a predicted model, not a curated record. Gene Ontology annotation, cellular component: chitin-based extracellular matrix. Bases 1 to 780 code for a protein of 259 amino acids. The transcript has 3 exons.
AUGGAUCGCAUUUCCGGCCUGCAGUUCCUUGAAGACAGGGGUGCCGAGUUGCAAGUGCUACUGCUGUAUAUCGUGGUCGAAGCCUACGGACUUCACCACCACCAGGAGCCGACACCAGUCGGAUACAGGGGUGCCGGCUUCGGGGGUUACGCUGCAGCAGGGACACCUUACGGAGGAUACGACGCCUAUGCCUCUCCACCUCAGCCUUACAGUUUCGGCUACGACAACGUGGAUGAGUACGGCAACCGGCAGUUCCGCAGCGAACAAGGUGACUCCAAAAACGCCAAGACCGGCUCGUACGGCUACCGGGACGUGAACGGCCUGUACCGGUGGGUGAACUACGUGGCCGACGCGAACGGCUUCCGGGCCACUGUGGAUACCAACGAACCUGGAACCGCCCCUGGUGCCAGCGCCGACGCAGUGUUCAACGCUGCGCCAAUCGUCCCGCCGGUCCCCUCAGGCGCUGGGCAGAUUGGGGCACCCUCAGCCUCCGCAGCUAGGGCGGCCCAAGCUUACAAUGCCGGUGGCAACAGUGGGUACGGCAGAUACGGAUACAACCCCAACGCAGGCGCUGCUGGAGCCUCCGGUUACUCCCCGUACGGACAUCAUGGAUACGUUGCCAGUGGCCCUAUACUUGGCGCAUACGCACACGGCGCCCAAUCCCCGUACGGCUACGGUGCCGCCGGCAACGCUGCGGGCUACGCGCCGGCUAUCUAUGCCGCCCAUACUGGACACGGAAUUGGGCCUUCGGCUCAUCACGGAUACCACCGCCGUCGUUAA